UAUUACACUCGGUGCAAGGACAAACAAUCUAACGAAGCUAAUUUAAUUAUCUCGAUAUCAAGCUUAAUAAUUAAAGUAUACAUUUACAAGUAUAUAAUGCCGUUUAACCGUUUCCUCCUUGUUUUUUUCGUAUUUUUCAAUCGAUUAUUUUUCAAUCGAUUUCACGAAUUCGAGCCUCAACUGUGGAUCGAAUCCCUGAUUCUCAUCCGGAUUGAAAUCUAACGCCAUCGCGCGUGACGCUUCUCUAGAAUUCAAGCGGCAAACGGAACGCAACGAACGUGGUCAGUUAUAAAGUGCCAAGACGCCGAUGUGUAUGAGGCCCCGUCGAGUACUGGCCAAGCAUGUCUGAUCAUUAAUUAACCUUCCAGCGGUUGAUUGCGUGUAACGCGAAAUUCAUCGCCAGCGUAGCCGCCGCCAGGCGCGGCUGCUGCCUUAACGAAUACAAAUGCGGAAUUAUAAUUCGGUGCCCUCUCCUUUAAGUCCAUUCAACAGACGAAGCCUUACGAAUUGCUUUCCCCUUUUGUGUUCCCAAAGGCACGCGAGAUACACGCACGAAACUGUAAAUAAACCGUGGUCGUUAGUUUUUAUUAAUGGAACGAUUAACCCUAUCAUCGAACCGCAAACAUCUGCGAACGAUGCAUCGUUGGGCGAGAUGUUACGCCAUCGAGAGCAGCAACAGCGUGUUUUCGCCCGUUCGAAAACCUGACUCGAACUGACAAUUUUUAUCAAUUAACUUUAACUUUACUCGUUAAUAAAAAUUAAAAAUUUAACUUCUUCGAAACGGAUUCGAUAUCGACGUAAUGUUAUCGCCAGCUAGUUUUACCCCAGCUAGUAUCUACUUAUGCGUGUCUAUUAGGUAUUCUUAAUUAAGCAUGACGAUAAAAAUUAAAACGCAUAUUUUAAAGGCUUAUGAAAAUAAUAUGCAUGGUAUUUAUCAUAAAUUACACGUUUACGCAUGACACCAGGAACUGAGUUCCUCGCUAUGCUGUUGCCAGGACAACGCCAAGUACUAUUGAGUCGAUAAAAUAAGCAGAUUGCUUUGCAAGUUCUCGCGUGGAAUCAUGUCCGAUCCGUUAGCACCUAGUAUGGACAAUAAAUUAAACGAUUUGAAUAAGAAAAUCGUGGAAAUCAAGAAAAAGAUCCAAUUAUCAGAGGGACAAAGGAAAGCGAAUUUCGAAGAAUACGAAGCUAAGAAGCAUGAAUAUGCGGAGAAAAUUACAACUCUCAAGCAAAGCAUCAAAGAACUGUACGUGGAGUACGCAAACACGCAGAACAAUCAGGGAAAAUCGGAGGCGAGACGAGUUCGCACGGGGCGCCAGUCUUCUGCCUAUGGGAAAAAACGCAAUUUAGAUGAGACAAUCGCCAGGGUGCAGGAGGACAAUGUACGGUUAAGAAAGAAGCACGAUCUAAUUAAGUAUCAGCGCAACAAGGUGAGAUACCGAUCUCUCUCUCGAAGAAAAAAAAAAAAAAGAAAAAGAAUUAUUUCGCGCGAGCGUGUAAAUAUUUCUUUCUCUAAGCGGCAGCAGAGACUGCGCUCGUUGCUGGACGAGUACAGUCGAUUAAUGAGCGAUAAGAUGCGCAAGAUAUUUAAGAAGAAGAUAGAGAAUCCGUUGAGAAACAAAAUCGUCAAGUUGGAAGUACGUUUGGAGCAUGUGAGAAUGAUGCAAGUUAAGGCGAAUAUAACGCGUAUGAGAUAUACAUCGAUGUGCUCCGAUCUAAAGAGGAAAUCCGUGUUCUAUGCGUCUAUAUUGAAAAAUUUGGAGGAUGAGAUAAAGGAACGGGAGAACGAGACGAAACGUCUUCAGGCAAGGAAGAAAAUUUCAAUCUUAAUCCUUGAAACAUAA
Messenger RNA from Apis cerana (Asiatic honeybee), 1844 nucleotides. RefSeq names its product Coiled-coil domain containing protein 151 (gene CCDC151). Gene Ontology annotation, biological process: cilium movement; outer dynein arm assembly. Gene Ontology annotation, cellular component: cilium; ciliary basal body; ciliary rootlet. The record is from RefSeq and is a predicted model, not a curated record. NCBI's taxonomy places the organism in Eukaryota, Metazoa, Arthropoda, Insecta, Hymenoptera, Apidae.